Clunio marinus is the source of this 237-nucleotide messenger RNA. The record is from the annotation of a GenBank genome assembly. Lineage: Eukaryota; Metazoa; Arthropoda; Insecta; Diptera; Chironomidae.
AUGUUAUCAACUGACGCACAUACAGAACAAGAAGCUUUGCUUCCGCAACCAUCAUAUGGCACUGUGAAAGUAUACACUUUAUCGUUACCUCCAGCUUUUACAUAUCUAAGGAACAAUAAAAAUAAAAAGCAGAUAUUUUUAAAGUUCAAUUAUUCACUUGUCAACAAGAGCUGUUCAUCUGUCACUCAAUUUAACAAAGCAAUAAAUAACGGGCGUAUCAUAACAUCAAUAGAUUAA